UUGUAAUACUUACCGAUAAACAUUUAACUGCUCUACGCUUUUGAAUAAAUAUUUCUCGUAGGAUACAUGUUAGACAUGUUGAAGUAAAAUGCGGUAUUUUUAUUUAACGAUACUGAUUUUGACGCAAAGCGUUAUUCACGCAGCAAUAUUCCCGAAUUUGAAAACCAAUGUUUUAGAAACUUGGAAUGAAGAUGACAAGACAAGAACUGAUGUCCAAAAAGCAAUGAGACAUUUCCAAAAUAAUAAAGGGGAAAAUAUACAACAGAAGAAUCUAAUUCAGAACAAGGAAUUGAAGAAUGACCAAAACAUAGACGUCUAUUUGGAUUUGCUUGCUUCGAAAUUGGCUGAAAAUGAUCGUAGACGCGCCUCACGAAAAAACUUUUACGGACAUCCUAUAUUUAACGAGUUAAAAAAUAAAAGGCUCAGAAGUUUGAGAAGGCAACGUCUGUCCAAGGACGACUUGUUCGGCGACAGUUCAACAAACACAAAGGAAAGGGAGAGGGGAAAUAAGGAAAUGGAAGAAGCGUGGCUUUUAAAAAAAAUGCAAGCGCUUAAUUCAUCGACAAUUAGGGGGGACGUGGCCAACAUGGCAGCGGCUAGACCAUGGGCCGUACCUUGUGGAGAUCCAAUACAACACGACAUGCCGUGGGGUACCUGCAUGGUUCAAACACAAUGUGAGCCCGAGUAUAGAAUAUAUCGCGGCGACUCCUUCUGUGGACAGACUAGGUUCAUUUGUUGCGCGCUUCAGCCGACUAACUACGAUCUUUAUCAUGCGAUAGACAUUUCGGCGGCCGAAGCGGGCACAAGUUACUCUACAGAUUCUGAUGACGCUUACCGUGACAAAGUAAUGGGAUCACGUGAAGUUAGUAAGAAGAGAGACCGUCGCCAAAGGAGAAACCGUAAAUUGGAUAGAGCCAAGAGAAAAAAGAAAAUGAUAAAGAGUAUUAAAAGGAUAAUACAGGAAAUUAAAGAUAUAUUGAACAAAGCAUAUAGUAACGCGACAACAGUACGACAGAAAAGGACAACAAGACUUCAACAGCUGGUAUAUAAUAUGAAGAAGCAAUUUCGGUUGGAUCGUAAAGCUGUAAUAAGUGCUCAUCAUGCAGAACUGAAGGAUAAAGAUGAGGCUUUUCAAGCGAAGCUGAACGGUGUGAGAGGCCUUAACAACGCGUAUAUGACCAAUGAUACGUUUAGAAGUAUCAUUAUAAAUGGAACGGUUGAUAAAGAGAAGCUUCGGUCAGUACUACAGCAGUAUCCGCAGCUACAGGAAUACAUGAAGGCGGAGAGACGCGUGGAUGGUGGAGAUGCAGAUACAGAGUCAGAUGAGGCGGUAGAUCUGAAACUGAAACUGACGGAUUCGAAGCCUGCAAUGGACGAGUACGAUCUCGAGUACGGAAUGAUAUAUUUUUGAGAAAUAAAUGCUUCACGUACCUUCAUUCA
Spodoptera frugiperda (fall armyworm) is the source of this 1440-nucleotide messenger RNA. RefSeq lists its product as uncharacterized. Lineage: Eukaryota; Metazoa; Arthropoda; Insecta; Lepidoptera; Noctuidae. The record is from RefSeq and is a predicted model, not a curated record. Bases 89 to 1411 code for a protein of 440 amino acids. The transcript has 2 exons.